Messenger RNA from Amyelois transitella, 3126 nucleotides. It is a transcript of the gene Bcat, whose product is annotated as branched-chain-amino-acid aminotransferase, cytosolic. NCBI's taxonomy places the organism in Eukaryota, Metazoa, Arthropoda, Insecta, Lepidoptera, Pyralidae. The record is from RefSeq and is a predicted model, not a curated record. Gene Ontology annotation, biological process: L-valine biosynthetic process; L-leucine biosynthetic process. Gene Ontology annotation, molecular function: branched-chain-amino-acid:2-oxoglutarate transaminase activity. The transcript has 8 exons. Gene Ontology annotation, cellular component: mitochondrion. Bases 118 to 1413 code for a protein of 431 amino acids.
UUUGAAUAAAUUAAAUACUUAAAACAAGUUGGUAAAAUUUUUGAAAGUGAUCAUAUUUUAUAUAAAAAAUAAAUAUUAUUUUGUGUUAAAUAGUGGAUUGUAUUUCAUAGUGACAAAAUGCCAAUUCGACGCAACCAGGUACAAGUUCUUGUGAAAUGGAUUCUCGAGAAUCAGCACAAAUUGCAAGCCGUUCGGAGAUGCAGCUCGUCGUUGCGGUACAAAGAGUUGGAGGAUGCGCAGGCGCAGAAUGAGCACGUGGCGGCCGGGGCGGCGCCGGACACGCAACCACGCCCACACGCCACACCUGAAAACAGCUUCAAGUAUGACGACUUGAGUGUGAGGCUAGCAGCGCCGUACCAGCUGCAGCCCAAGCCAGAAGCGAGCGACCUCGGCUUCGGGAAGUACUUCACCGACCACAUGCUCAGGAUCCAGUACCACAAAGAGCUCGGAGGCUGGCAGAAACCUGAAAUAACGCCUUUUGAGAAUUUAUCUUUACACCCCGCAGCGAAAGCGCUUCACUAUGCGAUACAGUUGUUUGAAGGCAUGAAAGCGUACAGAGGGGCUGAUGAUAAAAUAAGAUUGUUUCGACCAGACUGCAAUAUGGAUAGAAUGAAUUUAGCGGCACAGAGGUCAGGCCUGCCCAUGUUCGACGGAGAAGAAUUAGUCAAAUGUAUAUCGAGGCUCAUACAGAUAGACCAAGAGUGGGUUCCGCACUCGGAAACUUCCACGCUGUAUAUACGACCUACAUUAAUAGGAACUGAGGCGACCUUCGGUAUUAUGGCACCAGAGAGUGCAUUACUCUUUGUAAUCCUGAGUCCAGUGAGCGCGUACUACAAAGCCAGUCAGGAUGGCGCGGUGUCAAUAUUCGCAGACCCUAACGUCGUGCGCGCUUUUCCGGGAGGAGUCGGCAAUAGGAAAGUAGGCUCUAACUACGGACCAACUAUAGAGGCCACGGCAAGAGCGGCAAAAUUAGGUCACCACCAAGUAUUGUGGCUGUUCGGGCCAAACCACGAACUCACUGAAGUCGGCGCUAUGAACAUAUUCGCAGUAUACGUUAACGAACAAGGAGAUAAGCAGUUGUGCACGCCGCCGCUGAACGGUCUGAUCCUGCCGGGCGUGACGCGGCGCUCGAUCCUGGAGCUGGCCAGCCAGUGGGAGGAUCUUACCGUCAAGGAAGAGGUGCUCACCAUGGAACGAAUAAUAGAACUGAAUAAAAAAGGACGAUUGCUGGAAAUGUUCGGCGCGGGAACAGCUGUAGUAAUAAGCCCAAUCAGUAGGAUUGGAUUCCUCGACACCCACAUACACAUCCCCACCAUGAAGCAGCCGCAGCCAGUGUUCCAGCGGAUCAAAGACACGUUGCUCGCCAUACAAUACGGCCAUAUAGAGCACCCUUACGCCCGUGUCAUACUGUGAGCCGCACUCGCAUGCGCCUACGCGCAUGAUCACGAUCACUUUUAUUAGUGAAAGACUUCAUAGUGAUUAUUUUUUAUUACACGUGGACGAUAAUUACGCAAUAUUAUGUUUGCAUUACGUGACUUUCUAUCGCCGAAAGUUUUGUUUGAACAUUAAAUAAUACAACUGAUAAGGAUAAGUUAAGGUUAUACCGAGCGAUGGGGCCAACGAUGUUUACGAAUUUAAAAUACUGCGCAUUAUUAUGUAUGACAUGUCGCUUUUUUCACCGUUAUCGUGGUGCCAUUACGAUAUCAUUUUGUAAAUGUUUAAUUUAUUAUCUCUAAGAAUAUUUAAAUAAGAGCAGUUCUACAGAAUUCCUGUCUAUGUCGCUAGACUAUUUGGCAUUUUUACACCACAAACAUGCAUUUUAUAAAUUUUAAAAUUAACAGGUUAAUAUUGAAUAGGUAUAUUUUGUAAGUCAUUGACAUACGAGGUCCACUUCGUACGAUUAAAUUUAUUAACGCGAUGUGAAUGACCACUGAAAGUGCGGCGUAGUAUACCUAUGCAUUGUAAUUAUAUGUCCCUUAUUUGUAUUCAGCUCAAGGGCGACAGAUAUUCAGAUUUGGCACUUGUUAAUUUAUUUAGUGACGGUCAAUCGCAUUUCAUUUUGGAAAUUUACAGUUGAUUAGAAUAUAUUUUUAAUGUUUUAAUUAUGUCCUGCAAUCUAUCUAUUGGUAAACCACACUUGUAUUGGUGUGUAUUGGUAUCUAGAUACGGCGAGGCUAAUUAAAUAAGAAGGAUAACUUAUAUAAGUAAUUCAUAGAUUAUAAUGGAUCAUGAUCAUUUAAUAAAUUAUAAUAAUUUGCAUUUAUGGAAUGAGUGUUAAAUAUGUGUAAUUAUAUGUAAAUAUCUGAAUAUAUCUGAACUAUAAUGAAACAAACUGUCUCUAAUCGGGGAGAGAUGUUACGGGCCAUUCUAUCUGAGAAGAUAAUGUGGAAUAACUUCAAAUAUUACAAAUUAGAGUAUAGUCCUUAUCCAGUGGGAACAUACAGACAGUAAAAAAGUACAUUUACUACUGUAUCGAUAUUAUGUUUUAUAAUUAUGGAGUGUAGCUACGUAAAUAUGAAACCGGAGAAAACCUUUUAAAAAUUAGUCUCAAUGGUAGUAAAUAAUAUUUAUUUUAAAUCUAUCUUGUUGGGAUUGUUUUGUUGUAAGUCGAGACUUAAUGCUUACCUUACAGGAUGAUACUCAGUAUUAUUUUUAACGCGAAAUUUCUACGGCUACACGCCCUGGCCCCUUGAAAAAAAUGAAAAUGAUGUUAAACCGUUAUUUAUUUUUACAUUUAUAUUGAUGUGAUAUUUAAAUUAUAUGACGUGAACUCCUAAUGCAAGCUGAAAUACAGUUUGACCCCUAUUCUACUAAGAGAACGCGGCGUACCUGAAAUUAUGAGAUAGACUAUAAUUAUGAGUGUGACUGUAUUUUUUGGUUUUUAGUGUUCCAGUGAAUCAGGGGCCUUCAAACUAGGCCAUAAUUAAUAAAAUUUUACUUGAAUGUAGUACGGCUAGAAACGUACAAAGCAUACAUAAAUGCUUAAAGGCAAUAAACAAAUUGAAAUUAUGAAGUAGCAAAGGAGAAAAUAUAAAACAAGACGUUGUUGUUCUAGUCUAAGAAUCUGUAAGCAAUACAAUCUCAGCGUUGUAUUAAUACAUGUGAAUAAAGAAGUAAAUUUUUUAA